Molecule: messenger RNA, 4299 nt
Organism: Colletotrichum graminicola M1.001
Lineage: Eukaryota; Fungi; Ascomycota; Sordariomycetes; Glomerellales; Glomerellaceae
Product: linoleate diol synthase
Exons: 7
Coding region: 1-4299 (1432 amino acids)
Biological process (GO): response to oxidative stress
Molecular function (GO): peroxidase activity; heme binding
Source: RefSeq, a predicted model, not a curated record
AUGGCGACAAGAGCAAUUGCAGUGGCCCAGUCAAGGGAGGACCAGCUCAUGGACCUUACCCUGCAGUUGAGGAAUAAGGAGAAUGAAAAGAAGUACGCCCAGUUCCACGGCGAUAGUCUGAUCUCUAACAAAAUCACGCAGAAGGUCGGGCCGCUUGGAGAUCUCACGGCAGCGUUCGCUCCCAGCAAUUGGCGCGCUUGGGUUAACAUUGCUGGAAGUUUCUUUUCCGGCAAAGGUCUUGAUGAGCGUGGAUUUGCCCAGAUUGCUGGUAGCCUAUCGAAUCACAGCACUUUUCGUGAAGAGUUUCUUAUUAACGCUCAAGUGCGUGAAAAGUACAACAAAAUGCUGCAUCCUCCUCUCACCUACUUGGGUGACGCCUUUCAGUACAGAACUGCCGAUGGGUCCUUCAACUCAGCCCUGAACCCGCACCUCGGACAGGCUGGUGCUCCCUACGCGAAGACCGUACCAUCCAAAACGGCUCCGCUUGGCGCGCUGCCUGACCCCGAAGUUUUGUUUGAUCGGCUGAUGGCUCGCGAAAACGGGGGCCGCCAGAGUCAGUCUGGACUAUCGUCAAUGCUAUUGUACCACGCCACCAUCAUUAUCCAUGACAUCUUCCGCACCAACGACAAUGACAAGAACCUCUCGGACUCCUCUUCGUAUCUGGACCUCUCGCCUCUCUAUGGCUACACCGAAGAGAUGGUGCGAAAAGUCCGGGACAACAAGUACAAGCUAGGCCUGCUCAAGCCCGACACCUUCGCAGAGGACCGUCUAUUGAGGCAGCCUCCUGGAGUGUGUAUCAUGCUGGUUAUGUACAACCGGUACCACAACUAUGCUGCCAGACAGCUUCUACAGAUCAACGAGAACGGUCGCUUCAGUGUACCAGAAAUGUACAGCGGCGCACGACUAGUCGCGCUAAUCAAAGAACACCUUCCUGAUCAGGACGACCAUGGCAACAAGGUACCACUCGAUCCAAAGGUAGAACGUCUUUGCAAUAAAUAUGAGCGCUUGUGGAGCGAAGUCCAAGCCGCGAGGCCUGCGGAUGCCCCCGACGCUGCUCUACCGCAACAGGGGCCCGAGACGCCGGAGCAGACAGCUCUGCGUGAAGCAGCCGCGGAGAAGAGGAAAAAUGCUCUUGAUCUCAUCACGUCCUUUGAGUCUCAACCGUUAUACAGGGAGUUUGUGGACGUGAAACGCAAGCUGAAGCAGAAGCUGAAAGAGAAGGGCCAAAAGCUGGAACGCGAGUCUCCAGCUCUUUUGAAGUCCUUUGAGAACAAUUGCAAAGACUUCAAGAUUGCUUGGCAGGCUGCAUGUGACAAGCAGGACGACGAUCUCUUCAACACUGCCCGCCUCAUCACGCAGGGCAUGUAUGUCAAUAUUAGCGUCCACGACUAUCUCCGUGCUUUAAUGGGGUUCCACCAGUUCGACACAAACUUUACCCUCGAUCCGAGGAAGGACUUUGACCAAAAGAAGACCACUCGAGGCAUUGGUAACCAGGUAACUGUCGAGUUCAACCUGAUCUACCGCUUCCACUGCGCCAUCUCGCUUCGUGACGAGAAGUACGUAGAGGAUUUUAUGAAGGCCACUCUCGGCAUCGAGAAGCCCGACAGCCUCUCCCUGCCAGAAUUCCUCAAAGUGAUGGCAUAUGGAAAGCAGAAGCAUGAGGAGCCAUGGCAAGUCACAUUCGGCAUUCCGGAUGCUCCCGCAACGAAAACAAGUCCCGGAUUGGAGGACGGGCAUAGCACCGAGCGGAGCAGGAAUGGCUCAGACAGCGGUAUCUCCAUGGACGGAAUCAGUGUAGGCGUCGACACCAACAAGGCCAUGGAGGCCCCGGCCGUCGCCACUGCCUCUGUCGCGAACUCCAAGCUCUUCACACGCAACGAUAUCACAAACCUUUUUGAUGACGAGCAGAUGCUCAAUGAGCUGACUGCGGCCAUGGACGAGCCUCUAUCCAACUUUGGCCCGCGAAACGUCCCCAAGUGUCUCAAGCCCGUCGAGAUUAUGGGCAUUAUGCAGGCUCGCAAGUGGGAAAUAGGAACCUUGAACGAUUUCCGUAGCUUUUUCGAGCUACCAGUCCACACCACGUUCGAGAGUGUCUCUGCAAACACGGACAUCCAGAAUGCCCUACGCGAUCUCUAUGAAUCGCCCGAUAAGAUUGAAUUGUACCCUGGCAUCUUUUGCGAGAGCGAUGUCAUGAUGGGUCUAGACCCGGGGCCAGGAAAUUCAAGCUCCGCCCUGUGGUCAGCCAUCUUCUCUGACGCCAUCACGCUGGUGAGGUCUGAUCGAUUUUACACCGUCGACUGGAACACCCAAAGCUUGACGGCCUGGGGAAUGAAAGAGGUCACACCCGACAACGACGUGUGUAAGAGCUCCGUCUUCCACCGGCUGAUCCAGCGUGCCUUCCCAGGGUGGCUGCCCCCUGACAGUCUGAGGUGGUUUUCCCCUUUUUAUACGGCCAAGCAGAACGCCAUCUACGCCGAGCAGCAAGGCUACGCCGUUCAAUUCGGAGAGACAGCCAACAUCGAGCUCAACCCUUGCUACGACCACGCAAAGGCUGCAGCGAGCAUUGUCGCAUACCCGCCAAAGAAACCCCAGAAGCCAUGCUACCUGGACAACUUUGAUGACAUCUUCACCGUCCUCAAAGGAUAUCAGAGCGAUCACUUUACCAAUCCCGUGUUUACCUACAAGUCAAACUUGCCUCAGUCACUCAGAGACGUGCUUGAUCGGGAGACAGUGAGGCCGAUCAACUUUGACCGAAAGAUCCUAGAGAACUAUGUCAAGAAUUCGGAGAAAGACCUCAAGGCAUACUUGUCGGAGUUGAUGACAUUCAUCGUUAAGCGCGAAUCGGUCUCAAUCACCAACUCCGAGUUUCAAAUCGACGCAACCAGAGACUUCGCCAUCCCCGUUGUGACCCGCUACAUGGCGUCAUUCCUCGGCUUCAGCCACAAACUGCGCGAGAUCCCCGAUACUUCUACCGUCUGGGACAAGCACACCAAGGCCGCACACCGCGGAACAUACACUGAAAACGAGAUUUACCAGCACAUCACCAACUGUCAAGUCUUCCUGGCCUACAAUACCGACGAGACGAAGUGGAUGGCGCGCCGCCGGGCGUUCCAGAAGUCGGUGGAAUUCUUGAUUGACCUUGCUACCCAUGGCACGAUCUGGGAGGCCAAUCAGAUUUUCGGCUUGUCCAAUAUGCUUUUUGGCAAGGAGGAGAAUAACCCAAUGCAUCGUAUGGGUGUGUUUGUGGCACGACAGGUGCUCAAGCAUGAGCCGAAUCGGGUCAGGGCUGCGGCCAUCUUGCUUUUGAUCUCUCUGGACUUUGCGUAUAAUGCUGUCGUUUCAUUUUCUGCUACGCUUGACGGCUUCAUGGAGGACCUCUGUCAAGUUGCUAACGGGGACAACAUCGCCGCCGAACCAAAAUGGCUCGCCCUCCAGAGAGCUGCACUGGCCGAUGACGAUGCCACCGUUGAAAAGAUGGUGCAGGGCAUGGCACGCAACAAGGUUAACUUGCCCAUCGUGCGCAAGGUUCUCAAGGAAGGGCAAUUCGACUUCGUCGGCGACGGCUCGCACAAGGGCAGUCCCACAACGCUCAAGGAGGGGCAGUAUGUCGUAUUGGAUUUGGCUCCUGCCACCGCCAUCGCUGAGGAAGCGAAAGACAAGGGCAAACUCGAAUUCCUGACCCUUCAGCUCUCGAUUGCAGACAAGUACGCGGUCUUUAGCCCGCGACGCUUCACCCCACUCAGCCAAGCGCAGAUGAUUAAGUUUAUUGCCCUGACGCGCAACACACGCCGUGGUCCCGCGGCUCAGGGUGAGCUUAAGCGUGUGCACCUCGAGCCUACUUUAGAAGGCUAUGCGAAUUACAUGGCGCCUGGACGCGUGGAGUGGAUCAAGAAACAAGUUGGCGAGCUGGAGGAUCGGAGGAAGGCGUCCAGGAUCUUCAACGACAAGGUCUUCCGGCCCGGAUUUGACACGUAUUUGACCCCUGCAUGGGACGAGUAUGUCCCUUUCCCAAUGACGUGGAAGAUCCGCUUCGACGGGUUCGGGAAGAGCGACUACAUCGACAAGAAGGGUGUCAAGUAUGGCCAGAUCCGCACGGUCGGUAAGAAGUUGCCGGACUUCUGUCCGCCUUGGUAUCAGCCCAAGGGCCAGAGUUCGGAUGGCGGCGCUUUCGCCGUGGUCAAGUGUGUGUGCACGGAUAGUGUCACAAGCGGUUGCAGUUGUGGUGGCGGUAAGGCUGGGCGUAAAGAGACGGCUCCAAAGCCGGUGGCGAUGUCAACAGGGUGCCGUGGUCCGCAGUAA